Messenger RNA from Periophthalmus magnuspinnatus, 2016 nucleotides. It is a transcript of the gene slc2a13a, whose product is annotated as proton myo-inositol cotransporter. Lineage: Eukaryota; Metazoa; Chordata; Actinopteri; Gobiiformes; Gobiidae. The coding region runs from base 1 to 2016 and encodes 671 amino acids. The record is from RefSeq and is a predicted model, not a curated record. The transcript is spliced from 10 exons. Gene Ontology annotation, molecular function: myo-inositol:proton symporter activity. Gene Ontology annotation, cellular component: membrane. Gene Ontology annotation, biological process: transmembrane transport.
AUGUCGCGAAAGCAGGAGCAUCAUGACUACAGCCUCCGGAGUAUGAGCAACCUGAUGGGCGAGCGCUGGAGGAAAGUGAGCGAUGGAGGCGAGAGGAGUCUCAUCAAAGCUCCAUCCUCAGCCAGCAUCACCAGCGCCACCGCCACCACCGCCGCCACCACCGCCGCCACAGCCCCCGGUGCGCUCUCCUCCGCCUCCUCCAGCUCCUCUGCGCACGCCUCUGGAGCCUCAUCCGCGGCCCCAGCCCCGACCUCCACCGGGGACCUGGAGCGAGCCGCGCGUAAACAGUUCACCCAAGACGUCACGCCGGGUUUCGUGUACGUCCUGGCUGCUUUCUCCGCGCUGGGGGGGUUUCUGUUCGGGUACGACACCGGGGUGAUCUCCGGGGCGAUGCUGCUGCUCAAACGGGAGCUGGGUUUGAGCGCGCUGUGGCAGGAGGUGCUCAUCUCCAGUACGGUCGCUGCCGCCGCUGUGUCCGCGCUGCUCGGGGGGUUUCUCAACGGGCUCUUCGGGCGCAGGGUGUGCAUCCUCUUGGCCAGCUUUCUCUUCACCAUCGGGGGGAUUGUACUCAGCACCGCGCCCGGGAAAGAGGCGCUUCUGGCGGGGAGGCUCAUCGUUGGAGUUGGUCUGGGCGUCGCGUCCAUGACUGUGCCCGUGUACAUCGCUGAAGCUUCCCCUCCUCACCUCCGGGGGCAGCUCGUCACCGUGAACAUGCUCUUCAUCACGGCCGGACAGUUCACCGCCAGCCUCAUCGACGGAGCGUUCAGCUACCUGCAGCGCGACGGGUGGAGGUACAUGCUGGGCCUGUCUGUGAUCCCGGCCGUGCUCCAGUUCGUGGGGUUUCUGUUCUUGCCGGAGAGCCCCCGGUGGCUGAUCCAGUGCGGCCUCACCCAAAAGGCGAGACGGGUCCUGAGUCAGAUCAGAGGAAACCAAAAUAUCGAUGAGGAAUAUGACAGUAUCAAGAACAGCAUCGAGGAGGAGGAGAAGGACAGUGGAGGAGAGGGGCCGGUGAUUUGGCGGAUGCUGACCUAUCCCCCGACACGACGCGCCCUCAUCGUGGGCUGUGGGCUUCAGAUGUUCCAACAGCUUUCAGGCAUCAACACAGUCAUGUACUACAGCGCCACGAUCCUGCAGAUGUCGGGGGUGAGGGACGACAGGUUGGCCAUCUGGCUCGCCGGACUCACCACUCUCACCAACUUCCUGUUCACGCUGCUCGGGGUGUGGCUGGUGGAGAGAGUCGGACGUCGGAAACUGACUCUGGGCAGUAUCGUAGGAACGUGUCUGAGCCUGAGUUUGCUCGCGGUCGGGUUCCUCCUCUCCGCUCAGCACAGUCCCCCCGUCACGUUCCACCCUCUGGACCCCGCCACGGCCAACUCCACCUGCAACAAGUACCAACUGUGUGAGCCGUGCAUGCUGGAUCCCGGUUGUGGGUUCUGUUACCGUGAGAACGGCUCCUCGUUGCUCACCUCCUCCUGUGUCCCCGUCAAUAAAGCCUCUACGGAGCAUGCGGCGUGGGGCAGAUGCUCAAACAUAAGUCAGAAGGAGCACGCGUACUGGGCCUACAACUACUGCCCCACCUCCUACUCGUGGCUCGUUCUGUUGGGACUGGUGCUCUACCUGGCUGCGUUUGCCCCUGGUAUGGGCCCGAUGCCUUGGACCAUAAACUCGGAGAUCUACCCCCUGUGGGCCAGAAGCACCGGGAACGCCUGUGCAGCCGGAGUCAACUGGAGCUUCAACGUCCUCGUGUCCCUCACCUUUCUGCACCUGGCCCAGUACCUCACCUACUACGGAGCGUUUUUCCUCUACUCCGCGAUGGCGCUGCUGGGGCUGAUCUUCAUCUUCGGCUGCCUCCCUGAAACCAAAGGCCGUCGUCUGGAGGAAAUCGAGGCUCUGUUUGAAAACCAGCUGUGCUCCUUUGGCGUUUCCGACUCCGACGAGGCUCGACAAGUGGAGUACAUCCGGGUCAAAGGGUCAAACUACCACCUAUCUGACAACGAUGCCUCCGACGUGGACUAG